AUGGCUCGCAUUCUCAUCACUGGCUCGGUCGACGGACUUGGUCUCGAGGCUGCCAGGCAGCUUGUUAACAGAGGACACACCGUAUACCUGCAUGCACGCAAUGAGCAACGUGCAAUGGACGCCAAAUCCGCGUGCCCAGGUGCCGCCGGGGUGUUGACUGCCGACUUAUCCAGGAUGGAAGACACGCAGAAGCUCUGCGACGAUGCCAACGCAAUUGGUGAAUUUGAUGCUGUCAUCCUGAAUGCUGGAAUCAUGCAGGGUGGCUUUCGGAAGAAUGCGAAUACUGGUGUUCCAGCCUUGGUGUCGGUCAACCUUAUCGCACCUUAUGUGAUGUCCUGUUUGCUGCGUCCACCAAAACGCCUGGUUUUCAUUUCCUCAAACCUGCACCGGUACGCAGACAUGGCGAGCCUGGAGGAUAUGUUCUGGUUCAAGCGCGGGGAGGCCAGCUACCAAAGUUACUCGGCAUACUGUGACUCCAAGCUUCAUGUCAUGCUCCUCGCCAAUGCCGUCGCUAGGCGGUUCAGGAACACAUCGGUGACCUCGGUGCACCCCGGGUGGGUGGCAACCAAGCUUGGCGGACACGGUGCCCCAGAUAAGGUGGAGGACGGUGUUGAAACGUAUGUCAUGUUAGCCGAAGGGAAUUAUGAUGAACAGAACCUGUCUGGAGGGUAUUUCGAGCCCAAAGGGAAGAUUGGUCAGCCGAUUCCGGCUGCAAGAGAUGAGAAUUUGCAAGAGAAAGUCGUGGAAGCCUGUGAAGAGGUUACUGGCUUGAAACUGCCGGCUUAA
This is a messenger RNA of Aspergillus luchuensis, 786 nucleotides long. Its product is annotated as SDR family NAD(P)-dependent oxidoreductase. The coding region runs from base 1 to 786 and encodes 261 amino acids. The transcript has a single exon. The record is from RefSeq and is a predicted model, not a curated record. Lineage: Eukaryota; Fungi; Ascomycota; Eurotiomycetes; Eurotiales; Aspergillaceae.